GAAUCAUACCAAGCAGCACACUGGCUGAGACCCAGUGGCCAGCAAGUCCCAGAUGGCUCCGCCUCUGCGUCCGGAGCUGGCUUUCUGCUUUCAAGGGCAUCGUCUUACCACCCUCCCCCACCCCAGAGUCUUCAGGCUUUAGGGGCCCCGGAAUGCUGAGGGACCCCGUGGCUAGAUCCCCCUAUAGGAGCAGGAGGAGGGGCACCCCGUGUCCGGGCUGUGUCACGGCCAUCUGACCCGGGAGGCACAGAGGCACGCGCCCCACUCCGGUUUCAUGGAGCCCCGGCCUGGCUGCGUGGUGGUGACCGGUUUCGGGCCCUUCCGGCAGCACCUGGUGAAUUCCAGCUGGGAAGCAGUGAAGGAGCUCUCCCAGCUGGGCCUGGGGAGCGACGCGGAGGUGGAGCUGCGGACGCUUCAGCUGCCCGUGGAUUACAGGGAGGUGAAGCGGAGAGUCACCAGAAUCUGGGAAGAUCUGCAACCGCGACUCACCGUGCACGUGGGCGUGGACGCCGCCGCCAAGGCCGUGGUUCUCGAGCAGCGCGGCCGGAACCGCGGGUAUCGCGAGACCGACGUCCGGGGCUUCCGGCCCGAGCAGGGCGCGUGCGUCCCGGAUGGCCCGGAAGUGAUCGAGUCGCGGGUUGACCUGAAGGCCGUCAGCAGGCGCGUGGCCGUGGAGGGCGUGGAGGUGAUGUUCUCCCGCGAUGCGGGCAGAUACGUCUGCGAUUACACCUACUACCUGUCUUUGCAUCACGGAAAUGGGCGUGCGGCCCUCAUCCACGUGCCCCCGUUGUCUCCGGAGCUCCCCGCCAGCCUGCUGGGGAAAGCCCUGCAAGUCGUCAUCCAGGAGAUGUUGGCGGACGAGCUGGUACAGAGAUGCAGUGCGAGAAUGGCGGUGAAGGUCCCUCAGUGAUGGGAGGCCACCAGGCUGCUGCCGGACCCGUGAGGAGGACAAGAGAAACGGCCCUGCUGGACCUGAGGUCUCAGGAAGUGGCAAGGUGGGGACAGGUCCUCCUGACACUUCUGAGGACCCAGCGCCGUCAGGCUUCUGAGGACAGGCGCAGCCGGGGAGGCAGCGUGACCCGCCUGGGGACGUGGGAGAGGCACCCCGCCUCCUGUGUUCACCUGCCUGCAGCCCAGACACCCCUGGAGCCUUGGAAACGAGCCUGCCUUUAGUCAUUGGUCGUCUAGUAACGGCCCCCGGAGGGCCAAGCACUUCCUGCCAACGGUGAGCAAAUCCCAGGGUGAAUACCAAGCUUGAGAAUUUAUUUUUUUGUUACUCCUCACCCACAGAUAUUUUUCCGUUCAUUUUUAGAAAGAAUGGAAGGGAGGGGAGAGACAGAGAAACAUCGAUGUCAAAAGAGACACACUGAUGGGCUGCCUCCUGCACGGCCCCAACUGUGGGGCGAGCCCGCCAGAUGGGCAUGCGCCCUGACGGGGAAUGGAACCGUGACCUCCCGGUUCAUAGGUCGACGCUCAACCUCUGAGCCACGUCGGCCGGGCACAGCUUGUGUCCUUUAAACGUGUAUUCCCAUUUCCCACCUUGACCGUUUCCCUGGCAAAGAUCACGCGGCCUGGGCUGUAGAGUCCUCGGGGCAGCCCGAGACCAUGAACUUGUAAGGAGCGAACACGUGUGAACACCUCCAGCGAGCCACAUCCUAGGCGUGCUGGCUGUGAGGUACCAACAAUGACACGGAAAUGUGGAAGUCAAGUCCUUUGCCCCAGGGUCCCCCAGAUCAGGCUGCCCCCUUUGGCCUUUUGUCUGUGGAAAGUGUAGGGAAAAUCUACAGAUCAGUGGAAACAGAAGUACAGAUGUCUGUAUUUUAGGUAUUCAGAUUUUCUUGUAGCUGAUUUAAUGGAGUGAGAAGCAGAAUGCUCCCGUCUUCACCAGCAGUUUGCAUGCUGUGAGGGUUCAGCUGUCUGUCAGCAAUAAAACAAAACCUUCACGCUGAACACCUCCGAGUGACACGUGUGAACACGCAUGCUACACGCAGCUCAGCGCCCCUGCCUCAGAAGCGUGCGCCGCGGAAGCAUUGGUUACGAUGCGCACUACGACUGGUUAGUGUUUGCUUUCUACUCAAAGAAAAACCACCGACGUCAAACGAUAACAUGACCAC
Messenger RNA from Myotis myotis, 2114 nucleotides. It is a transcript of the gene PGPEP1L, whose product is annotated as pyroglutamyl-peptidase I like. Gene Ontology annotation, biological process: proteolysis. NCBI's taxonomy places the organism in Eukaryota, Metazoa, Chordata, Mammalia, Chiroptera, Vespertilionidae. Bases 275 to 910 code for a protein of 211 amino acids. The record is from RefSeq and is a predicted model, not a curated record. The transcript has 7 exons. Gene Ontology annotation, cellular component: cytosol. Gene Ontology annotation, molecular function: pyroglutamyl-peptidase activity.